CUGAUGCUCUUGCAAAGGGUGCCAGUGCCUUGGAAGAUAAAGCUCCAGAAGAAGCAACUAAAUUCUAUGAUGACGCUUGCACACUUCUAGAAGAAGAUGGAAAGGAGCAGAUGGCUUUUGACUUGUACCGUGCUGCUGCAAGUUUAUAUGUGAAGCUUGAGAAGUACUCGGAUGCCGCUGCAUUCCAUUUAAGACUUGGUUCAGCUGCUGAUAAGUGCAAUGCCGUCAACAUCCAAUGCAAGGCCUAUCUGAGUGCGAUCAUUAUCUACCUUUAUGCACAUGAUUUUCAACAAGCUCAGAAAUGCUACAAUGAUUGCUCGGAGGUUCAAGGCUUCCUGAAUAGUGACCAGAAUCGAUGUGCAAUGAAACUGUUGUCUGCUUAUGAGGAAGGUGAUACUGAAGAAAUCAAGCGUGCUGCUCAAUCAAGUGCCAUUAAUCACCUUGACCAUGUGGCUGAUGCAUAUAUAUAG
Molecule: messenger RNA, 470 nt
Organism: Triticum dicoccoides
Lineage: Eukaryota; Viridiplantae; Streptophyta; Magnoliopsida; Poales; Poaceae
Product: gamma-soluble NSF attachment protein-like
Exons: 6
Coding region: 111-470 (119 amino acids)
Biological process (GO): intracellular protein transport
Cellular component (GO): SNARE complex; vacuolar membrane
Molecular function (GO): syntaxin binding; soluble NSF attachment protein activity
Source: RefSeq, a predicted model, not a curated record